Rhopalosiphum maidis (corn leaf aphid) is the source of this 1597-nucleotide messenger RNA. RefSeq names its product conserved oligomeric Golgi complex subunit 5-like. Bases 10 to 1530 code for a protein of 506 amino acids. The transcript is spliced from 2 exons. NCBI's taxonomy places the organism in Eukaryota, Metazoa, Arthropoda, Insecta, Hemiptera, Aphididae. The record is from RefSeq and is a predicted model, not a curated record.
ACAACCAACAUGAAGUCUUCUUUGGUUAUUGCAUCCGUUCUUUUAGCCGGCGUGGCUCUAGGAGUCAAUGCCUACAGAAUCAACAACAACAACAACAACAACUACGACAACCAGGAUGAAAAUCGCAACCAGUGGUCCCGUUUCCAACAAUCAGAUUUUAGUGCUGAAUCGUUUAAUCCGGACACGACCUAUUUUGAUCAAAAAUCGGUUGAUUCUAAAUUAAAUUACAACAAUGACCAAUUCAACAAGCGCAUCAACGACGACAACUCCGAAUCGACUUUUGCCAACCGUCAAUACCAGAACAGCCAAUACGACGAAACCCAGUUCGGUUUUAACGAAAACCAACAACAGCAAUAUCAACAACAACAACAACAACAACAACAACAACAACAACAUCAACAACACCAACAACAACAGUAUGGAAGCCAAAACCAAGCUACAAGUGGUCAGUUCAGUGGACUUGCCAAGAAAAUCGCCGACAAAGUCGCCGCUAUCCAGCAAAUCGCCGUCAACCACAACAUCGCCGAUAACGCCAAUUAUAUGAACGGAGCGUUUGAAGUCGCCAGAGACUCCGUCAGACUGUCCGCAAACAAUUUCGUGUCAUUCUACAACACAACCAUGAAGAACCUCGACAACGGUAAUUUGAAAUACAUGUACUUGAACCCCGAAAAAGAUACCGUGUUCGCACAAUACCAUUUCAACCAAAUCGAAACCGUCGGAUCAUUCAAAUCUGACGUCCGCGACGCUCGUUCGGGCUACUACACAAUUGUCAUGAACAACGUGUACAGUAACUUGACAACCGGAUUCUAUGAUGACAAACACUCCGUAGUCAGGUCAGCUAAAUUCCAAAAUGCCGAUGCUAAUCUCAAGACCCAAGACGGUUCCGAAACACAGGUGUUCAACCCAGCUCUACAAAGAUUUUUGGGAGUGUUAGCCAAAGCCGUGUCCAACGAAGUAAAGAUGUCCGCCAGAAAUGCUGCGUUCGCCCAAAUCAAAAACGAAAUCCGCAAACCAAUCGCUUUCCAGAACACAGAAAAUAACAAAUUGUUCGACUUGAUCUGGCAAGAAAACAACGUCGCCAUGGAAAUGCCCAACAUUGGAUUCCAGGACUCGAAGUUGGCCUCCGUCACUGAACAGUCAUUCAAAUCGAUGACCUUCCAAAGGAAAUCCCCAGACUCUUACACAAUGCGUUACGACUUCGCUCUCGACAAUCUAGAAUGGAUUUCCGCUCUGACCGUCAUGACAGCCGGCAAGAGGACAACCAUCCCUCCCACAAAAUUCAACGUUGAGAAAAUCAACAUCCAAGUUUUCUUUGACAAAUCGUCUUUCGAACAACAACAAUCGUGUGACAAGAUCUUCACUAAUGCCUAUGUACAUGGUCUAAACUUCAAUCUGGACAACAAUAUCCGACCCGAAGUCGUGUCCGCAAUCGAAAACAACCUCGAACGUUUCAUCCAACACUCAUUGGGAAGUUACAUCCAAACAUCUUUGAAACAAAUUGUUUGCAACAAUAAUUAUUACAAAUACUAAAUUUAUUUAUUUACAGAUUUUGUAUACAUGUUAUUAUAGAGUAGAAUAUUGAAUAGUAAACAUAUUA